Phyllostomus hastatus (greater spear-nosed bat) is the source of this 1200-nucleotide messenger RNA. It is a transcript of the gene PXMP2, whose product is annotated as peroxisomal membrane protein 2. The coding region runs from base 171 to 650 and encodes 159 amino acids. The transcript is spliced from 4 exons. NCBI's taxonomy places the organism in Eukaryota, Metazoa, Chordata, Mammalia, Chiroptera, Phyllostomidae. The record is from RefSeq and is a predicted model, not a curated record. Gene Ontology annotation, cellular component: membrane; cytoplasm.
CCGAGGGGAGGCGGCCCGUUAGGGACCCGGGGAAAAGUGUGCGGAGGCGCGCGCUGCGCACGGCCGGCUCUGUCCCCCGCGGCGCUGCGGGACGCAGCGGGGCGGGAAAUGUCUGGCCGUCCCCGCGCCGGCUCCUGGCGGACCUGGGGCGGGGUGGGUACCCGGAGACCAUGGCUCCGGCCGCGUCCAGGCUACCGUCCGAGACCGGGCUCGCGGCGCUGCCGCGGCGGGCGCUCUCUCAGUACCUGCGCCUCCUGCGGCUCUACCCGGUGCUCACCAAAGCGGCCACCAGCGGCAUCUUGUCAGCACUUGGGAAUUUCCUGGCCCAGAUGAUUAAGAAGAGGAAAAAAGAAAUCGGCUCUCAAAAGCUAGACGGCAAUGGGCCUCUCAGAUAUGCCAUUUACGGGUUCUUCUUCACAGGGCCACUGAGUCACUUCUUCUACCUCUUCAUGGAGCACUGGAUCCCUCCCGAGGUCCCCUGGGCCGGGGUCAAGAGGCUCCUCCUGGACCGCCUUCUCUUUGCACCGGCCUUCCUGUUGUUGUUCUUCCUCGUCAUGAACUUCCUGGAGACACCGUGUGACAGCGUCCCACCUCAUGCCUGUCCCUGCCACGGAAGGCCUCCUGUCUGGUUAGUUCCUAGAACCGUCUGAGAAGGCCACCCUCCGUCCUCCCCGCAGUGACACGGAAGAACGGCGCCCGCUGACUUUCCUUGAGCACCUGCCUUGUCCGUGCUCUGCCUCAGGCGCAGCCGGGCGCACCUCCCCUACUGGACCACAGGGGAGGCCGAGGCCCACAGGGUGCACAGCUGGCCUCCUGGGUCCCUGUGACCCGAGAGUCCUGAGUCAGAGGCAGACCCAGGCUCUGUGACUCCAGUGCUCUUAACCCUUACAGCUGUUCCCUCUGCGAGGGAAACACUCCUGACAACUGUGAUUGCAGUUUCCUUUUAAAUAACUUGCUAUCUGAGAGGUGAAAAACAGCUUACCUUACACCUGUUUAUGAAGCAGAAUGCCUUCCUUGUGCUCACCUGUGUUCCGUGAGCUUCACCUGUUUUCUGUUAGCGUGCUUGCUUUCUCUGAACUGGUUCGUAUGUUUGUGUGUUGAGGACAGCGAUCAUGUGCCAAAUACAAGCUGCAGACAUUUCCCCCCCUUUUUUAGGUGUUUGUCUUCCAACUUAAUAAAGUUGAAAUGUUUGAGUUGCAA